AUGGAGUCGUUGGGAUAUAAUAUGAGCCCGCAUACGGCUCGUCAAUGGCAACCUUCAAGUCGAGAGGCCUGCAGCUACAUGGCCCUGUUCAAUACGGCCUGCUCCAUUGCCGAGGACUGUUCCCGCCAGUCCGCCUAUCUAGCUCGAGCUAGAAGCGAGCCGAACAGCACAUGUUCCAUACCAGGCGCUCUCUACCGCACGCAACAGGUCGGACCAUCCCACCACAACACGGGACAAUCCGUAAACGAGCCAAUGUUUGAACUAUGCGCAAUGGCUUUUUACCACUGGAAUGGACGAAAGGAACUCCAAGGCACUGCCGCCAAAAAAAAAAAAGAAGCUAUGGCCAAGCCACCACCACAAUGA
Messenger RNA from Trichoderma harzianum CBS 226.95, 363 nucleotides. RefSeq lists its product as hypothetical. Bases 1 to 363 code for a protein of 120 amino acids. The transcript is spliced from 3 exons. The record is from RefSeq and is a predicted model, not a curated record. NCBI's taxonomy places the organism in Eukaryota, Fungi, Ascomycota, Sordariomycetes, Hypocreales, Hypocreaceae.